Messenger RNA from Syzygium oleosum, 477 nucleotides. Its product is annotated as pectinesterase inhibitor-like. Gene Ontology annotation, molecular function: pectinesterase inhibitor activity. Gene Ontology annotation, biological process: negative regulation of catalytic activity. The record is from RefSeq and is a predicted model, not a curated record. Bases 1 to 477 code for a protein of 158 amino acids. The transcript has a single exon. Lineage: Eukaryota; Viridiplantae; Streptophyta; Magnoliopsida; Myrtales; Myrtaceae.
AUGAAGGACUCGGACAGAAUGGUCAAGGAAAUUUGUUCUAAGACCCAAGACCGUGUCUUUUGCAUGCAGAUUCUAGCAUAUGACCCGCCAACAAAGGGCGCAGCUCUCCUCAGGAGCCUUGCGCUGUUCUCUCUGGACCUAGCUCAAGCCAGUGCAAGCGAGACGCAGAUCGCAAUCCACGCGAGGAUCAACGACACCGGCGACCCGCAGCUGAGGGAGGCGUUUGCCGCGUGUUUGGCCGCUUACGGCACGGCCGUCUCCGCUCUGAGGGACGCGGACAAGUUCGUCGCUUCGGGGGAUUAUGUUAACCUGAGAACUCAAGCUUCAGGUGCUGCGGCUCAAGUCAAGCGGUGCCGAACUGCCUUGGAGUUCAAAGAAGAAGCAGGUCGAGCUUCAAUCGGUGUCAAGAACAAUGACUUGAAGCGUACUUGCAGCAUCAUCUUAGCUAUUUCAAAUCGUUUGCUUGCUCUGAAUUAG